Molecule: messenger RNA, 1159 nt
Organism: Mytilus californianus (California mussel)
Lineage: Eukaryota; Metazoa; Mollusca; Bivalvia; Mytilida; Mytilidae
Product: D-beta-hydroxybutyrate dehydrogenase, mitochondrial-like
Exons: 6
Coding region: 1-1083 (360 amino acids)
Source: RefSeq, a predicted model, not a curated record
AUGAACAUUACGGCUGCCUAUCGCUUACUUUGUAUUGUUUUCUUCAUUUGGUUUGUGUUCAAUAUUUGUGUGAAUUAUUAUGUCUACAUAUUUUUAUUAAUAAUUCUGAAAUUAACAUUUAUUUUCUUGGAGCAAAACUAUAAAAAGCUGUUACCCGUUCAAAAAAAAUGUGUUCUCAUUACUGGAUGUGAUACAGGUUUUGGACAUCAUUUGGCCAACCGACUAGCGGAUGGUGGUUUCAAUGUAUUUGCCACUGUUUGGAAAGCCGAUAGCGCUGGAGCUAAUAAACUUAAAAAAAGAAAGUCAAAUGUGCACGUAAUUCAGAUGGAUGUCACCAAAAUAAACGAAAUAAAAGCUGCUGUUUCUUUCGUGAAUACCAAAACUAAACAAAAAGGCUUAUGGGGUGUAGUAAACAAUGCCGGAUUCAACAUAUAUGGAGAUGUGGAAAUAUGUACCAUGGAUCAUUAUAGAGCUGUAUUAGAUGUAAACCUGUAUGGAAUGAUAUCGGUUACUAAGGCAUUCUUACCACAGAUCAGGAAAAACCAAGGUCGAAUAGUGAAUGUUUCUAGUGUAAUGGCGCGACUUAACUACCCAGGUAACACAAACUACCAAAUAUCAAAACAUGGAGUGGAAACAAUGAGUGACUCUUUGAGACUUGAGAUGAUUAAGUUUGGCGUUGGAGUGUCUAUAAUAGAACCUGGGGAGUAUGAUGCGGCAACGUCCUGCAGCAGUACAGAAAUGUGCAAGAGAGUGAAGGCAGAUUGUGAACAGAUGUGGGAUAAAGCAUCAGAGGAGGUUAAAGCGGUAUAUGGGAAAGACUACUUCUAUCUACCAUAUGAAAACAUGAGGCAAUACGGGGAGACCGGUUCAUCAUCUACCCCUAACCCAGUCUUAAACGCAAUUGAAGAUGCUUUAUUAAAUGUUCACCCUAAGCCACGAUACCUUGUUGAUGGUGGAUGUGGUCUUAUAGACAAAACUGCAAUAAUGGCCAGAAUAGACAGCUUUCUACCAGAAUACAUUAGUGACUUUAUUUGGAGUAGCAGAACUGGGUGUUAUAAAUCACCACGUGAUCAGUCUGUUUGAAAAUGCAAGACAAUACAUAUACAUCAAUUGAAAUAUAUUUAACAUAAGUUAACAAUAAAAUUCAUACAUUUUUCAA